Messenger RNA from Pipistrellus nathusii (Nathusius's pipistrelle), 1020 nucleotides. Lineage: Eukaryota; Metazoa; Chordata; Mammalia; Chiroptera; Vespertilionidae. The record is from the annotation of a GenBank genome assembly.
AUGGAUUCAUCCGUGGAAAACGAUAUAUAUAUAAACAAAACGUGGGUUCAAUGUGAAAGUUGUUUGAAAUGGAGGUUGUUGUCAAGUGAGGAUGCAGCCAGAGUUGAUCACAAUGAAUCAUGGUAUUGCUACAUGAACACUGAUUCAAAAUAUAAUAAGUGCUCUAUUUCUGAAGAAGAUUUUCCUGAAGAGUCUCAGUUUCAUCAAAGUGGAUUUAAGAUUGUCUAUUCACAGCUACCUGUUGGUAGCCUGGUUUUGGUAACAUUGAAGAAGUGGCCAAGUUGGCCAGGGAUACUUUGCCCUGAUCCUUUAAAAGGUAAAUAUGUGACCUAUGACCUGGAUGGAAAUGUUAAACAGUAUCACGUAGAAUUCCUGGGUGAUCCCCAUUCAAAAUCAUGGAUAAAUGCAACAUUUGUUGGACAUUAUAGUAUCACAUUAAAGCCAGGAAAAUGUGAAAAUAAAAAGAAGUGGCAUAUAAGUGCACUACAAGAAGCAUACCAUCUUUAUGGAUAUUCUCCAGAGCAAAGAUUGGAAAUGUGCUGCCUAUCAAAACAGGAUAAAUCCAAAGCAGAUGACAAAGUUGCUGUCAUGGCAAACAGAAGGUUGCCAGUUUCCAAAAAUAAUACUGAAACAAAAAAGCCCAAAUUCAGAAAAAGGAAAAGGAAAGCUAGUAUUUUAAAAUGCUGUUUUGAAAAUGUUUGUUCAGAUGAUGCCUUAUCAAAGGAAAAUAUGGUUGUAUCUGAGACAGAAGUUUUACUAACAGAACUGGAGCAAAUGCUACAGCAAGCUCUAGAACCCACAACAACACCCGAAGAGCCUGAAGAGGAACGUGGAGAGGAAAUAAAUACAGGAGAAAAGUUGCCUCAGUGGGACCCUGACGCUUUUGCAAGCAGUCUGUUUGAAAACCACUGUGAAGAGGACUAUGUUAUAAUUGAUGGGAUAAAAUUAAAAGCUGGGGAAUGUAUUGAAAAUAUAACUGACAAGUUUAAAGAAAUUGAGGCUUUGAUAUCUGAAUUAUAG